ACACAGCCCUUAUUCCUUCAUGCAGACAAAAAGCAUCUUUUCACAUUUCCAGAUUUGGAAUACUUCGUGUAUGCGUUUGUAGUCGCGUGUGCUUUCCCUGUAUAUAAAUACGUAACUUCUCACGCUGUUCCUCACAUUGACGUAAAAAGGUCAAUACAAAAAUGGGUGCGAAGUGUUCUCGAGUCAAGCAACUUCUUGCCAAAUCCUACAUAAAGAUUUUAAUGCUGGGACUUGAUGAUUCUGGAAAGACAGCCAUUUUGUAUAAGCUUAAGCUAGGGGACUUUAUUGCAACUGUACCUACAAUUGGGUUUAAUGUGGAAGCUCUGGAGUACAAGAACAUCAGAUUCUCUGUGUGGGAUUUAGGAGGACAAGAUUCGAUACGCGCUAUGUGGAGAUACUACUAUCGCAAUACACACGCACUCAUCUUUGUAGUAGACAGUAAUAACCGAAAAAGAAUUUACCAAGCCCGAAAUGAGUUGCAUCGCCUUCUAAAGGAGGACGAACUGAGUGAUGCGACAAUACUUGUUUUCGCCAAUAAGCAAGACUUGCCCGAUGCUAUGAAUGUUUCCGAGGUCGCUGAUAAGCUCAAGUUGCACACUAUAUCUCAACGACGUUGGCACAUACAGAGUACUUCUGCGAAAACCGGUCAUGGACUCUAUGAAGGUCUAAGUUGGCUAAAUGAUAAUGCCCCUAACAAAGUUGCACAAGCUAACUCUUGUAUCUCUCUUCCUGCACGUAGAAUCUUAGAGGCUAGCCUCACUUAAGUUUCAAGAAAAAAAAAUGUAUGUGUUCCUUUCGGUGUAACAUGAUUGCUAUCUUCGUUUUUUUGUAUAAAGGUGUAAGAUGAUUGCUA
Messenger RNA from Helianthus annuus (common sunflower), 853 nucleotides. Its product is annotated as ADP-ribosylation factor 2. The transcript is spliced from 5 exons. Lineage: Eukaryota; Viridiplantae; Streptophyta; Magnoliopsida; Asterales; Asteraceae. Gene Ontology annotation, cellular component: cytoplasm. The record is from RefSeq and is a predicted model, not a curated record. Gene Ontology annotation, molecular function: GTP binding; GTPase activity. Bases 162 to 764 code for a protein of 200 amino acids. Gene Ontology annotation, biological process: intracellular protein transport; vesicle-mediated transport.